GUGUUGAUCCAUGGUGAUGGCACUGCAUGUAUUGCUGACUUUGGUCUUUCCUUGAUGUAUUCCCGAGUUCAUAAGCGCCUCUCAGGCUUCCUACAUGUCCACGCUCAAAGGAAACGUGCGAUGGAUGGCUCCUGAACUGUUCGUAGAGCGGGAGAAUGGCUCUCAAGUUCGGCCAAACAAGCAGAGCGACAUGUAUUCGUUUGGCGGUGUCAUGCUGCAGGUUCGUCUGGGUUAAUUUCGGCCUCUCAUUGAUGACCCGAGCUUUGCUUGUACUAGGGACUCACCAAUAACACUCCCUAUUAUUACCUUCGGAAUGAUGCUGCCAUCAUCUGGGCGAUGCAGAAGUCGCAAACGCCUUCCCGAUCCCGUCAUGCUGAGCUCCCUGAACCAUACUGGCAGUUUAUCGAG
Molecule: messenger RNA, 408 nt
Organism: Suillus bovinus
Lineage: Eukaryota; Fungi; Basidiomycota; Agaricomycetes; Boletales; Suillaceae
Exons: 1
Biological process (GO): protein phosphorylation
Molecular function (GO): protein kinase activity; ATP binding
Source: RefSeq, a predicted model, not a curated record